Messenger RNA from Periophthalmus magnuspinnatus, 2976 nucleotides. It is a transcript of the gene josd1, whose product is annotated as Josephin domain containing 1. Gene Ontology annotation, biological process: protein deubiquitination. Bases 582 to 1361 code for a protein of 259 amino acids. The record is from RefSeq and is a predicted model, not a curated record. The transcript is spliced from 5 exons. NCBI's taxonomy places the organism in Eukaryota, Metazoa, Chordata, Actinopteri, Gobiiformes, Gobiidae. Gene Ontology annotation, molecular function: cysteine-type deubiquitinase activity.
GGGGAGGGGCUGAUCUACUGACGCAGGCGUGACACUACGAGCCAGUGGCCAGAGCGCAUGCGCACGUUUGCUCUGAACGGCAGGCAGAGGGAGAGAGCAACACCAGGAAAAAAGUGCUAAAGACAAAGGACUGGACAGCGCUUACGGAAAGAGUUCCCAACAUGUUCGGAUCCCCCUGUGCUUCAUGACAGUCUUUGAGACGGAGCAUGCCAGGAGAAGUACAACACUAUGGUGGGAAUGAUCUCAAGUGUGUGAAUUGGUGGCAAAAUAAAACCAAAGUGGAGACCUCUAAAACACAAACAUUAAAAGCUUUUGACUGACUCUGUUGCCACAUGUUAAAAGAAGACCCUUUGAAACAUUGGGAGGAUCUCAUUGUCUCAGCUCUUUUUACUGCGUGUAUUUGGAGAACAGGUGUGGUUUAUAUUGAGGAACUGAAGGUUUAAAUUACCUACGAAUCUCUACCUCCCCCUCGACCACUCAAGACCCUCUCCACCAAGAGGCUGAGGGUUGCCAUGGCAGUGAUCGCCAUGACGCCCAUGUAGCGUCCUGAAGGUAAAGGUAGCAGUGGGGCUGGAGGAGGCAUGGGAAGUGCUCCGUACCCAGCCGGGGAGUGGAAGGGCAAGGGCAGGGGAGGGCUCCAGGAGCUGGGAUGCAUGCCCUGGAAGGUCAGCAAGCAGAAAUCCCUUGGGGUGGGGGGAGAGGUAGUGAUGGGUGCUGAGGAGAGAAGGACCAUAGAUUCCAAAGACUGUCCACAACAAGAAGUGUCCUCCUCUUCUUCAUCUCUGUCUCCACAAGCACCUCCUCUGCCCUCUCACACACCUCCUGUCAUCUACCACGAAAAGCAGCGGAGAGAGCUGUGUGCCCUGCACGCUCUCAACAACGUCUUCCAAGAUGGUGCUGCCUUCAGUAGAGAAGCUUUACAGGAGAUAUACCAGAGGCUUUCACCAAGUACUCUAAUGACGCCCCAUAAGAAGAGCAUGCUGGGAAAUGGAAACUAUGAUGUAAAUGUCAUCAUGGCCGCCCUGCAGACCCGUGGAUUUGAGGCCGUGUGGUGGGAUAAAAGAAGGGAUGUGGGCAGCAUAGAGCUGUCCAACGUGACCGGCUUCAUUUUGAAUGUUCCGUCCAACCUGCGCUGGGGUCCUUUCCGCCUGCCACUCAAACGCCAGCACUGGAUCGGGGUCCGGGAGGUGGCAGGGACAUACUACAACCUGGACUCCAAGCUCCGGAGCCCACAGUGCAUCGGCAGUCCGGAGGAACUCAGGAAGUUUCUCCGUCAACAGCUGCGUGGCAAAAACUGUGAACUUCUGUUGGUGGUGUCCGAUGAAGUAGAGGCCCACCAAACAUGGCGGACCGAUAACUAAGGGAAGAAGUAGCUCAGCCACUGAACAGGAGGAAGUUGAGUGGCCUGUCGUUUGGAUGCACACUUACAAUUUUUUCCUUCCCUUUUUUUGAGUCUUGUUUACAACACCACUGCUGGACUCAUCUCCAAAGGGGGACAAAGCAACUUAACAGGGAGUAUCAAACCAAUCACAGUCCUUUUUUUUUUUUUGCGACACAGACUUGAAAAUUUCAAAAAAGAGGAGACAUUUUGUGUUUGUUUUGUUUGUUUUUUAAUAUAUAUAUUUACAAUUUUGUUGUUUUCUUGUAUACUCCAGUUGUAAAGAUAUUGGGUUGGGCAUAGUAAAAAAAAAAAAGCUUUAUACAGCCUACCAUCUCACCUAAGUGUGUUCCUUCCACCCACUAGCUCUCUGUUUCACUCAUCUGUCAAAAAACAUGUUACCAAUGCAUUUCUGUGUUGCAUUUUGUCCACCUACCCAACACCACUAGCCAAACCAAGCCUAGUUCACCUUUGCAACAAGCAAUGCAAACACCUUGCUCAAGCACUCCCUCUAGUGGAAGUUCUUUUUGGAUUGUAAUAUUUACAGGAAGUGAUUAAACUUUCUAUUGGGAAACAUUUUUUUUUCCAACCAAGUGAGUAAUAUAUAUUUAUUGACAAAGAUAUCACAAGCAAGUGCUAAAAAUACCAUGCCAAAUGCACAGUAAAUUUUACACACCAAAACUGUUUUAUAUCUGCCAAAUAUGUACAAGGAGAAACAUGUAAAUGUUUGUAGUUGUGUUAGAUUUCUUGGUUUUGUUAAGUGUCUGUCUGUAGAUGGAACAGAGAUGAAAAAUAGAGUGCCUAUGUAACAAAAACGUCUUGAAAAUGGUUGUUUGUCGAGCAAGAAAAGUGCAAGUUGUUGAAGGCUUCACAUGUCCAGCCAGUCGUGUGAUGUCGUGGUUGAAUAUUGUUAAGUGCGCCGAAGAAGAGAUUCCAGUGAUGAUGUAGCUUACACAUCAUUCAAUAGAAAUUUAUAUUGUACAUGUAAUUAUAUUGAUUAUAAUGGCCUUAAAAGUUUACAUUUAAACAACACAUUUUGCUCUAAAUUUGCACUAUAUAAACAUUUUUGGUGGAGGGUCAGCCACUUGUCUCAAGAAUGUUUUUGGUUUCCCAGGAAUGUUCCAGUAUGGUAUUAACUUAUCUAGAACCAUCUGCUUGUCUCCAUGGAGAUGACACUGUUUUAUGCAAUAAUGUGGAACAUUCCAGGCAAAGCAACAAUAUUUCCAGUAGAAUAGAAAUGUUUUGAAUUCAGACCCACCACCUAAAAACGUGCUUAGUGCCCUUUAAGAUGCAAAAGUGUGGUUGUAAAUAGCCAUUUCUGGACUUGAAUCAUUAGAUGUCAAAUCCAGCCAAGGACCUUAUGUUAUAAGAGUGACAUGGAAAGGUUUACUUAGGGCAUCACUUUUGUUGACACACAUGUGGACAUGUACUGUUCCAAUGACUUUUCUGUUAUGCCUUGACUGUAUGGCAAGUAUCACACACAAUCACAUGGAGAACUAUCACAUUUGCUGUGCCAUGUCAAUCCAAAAUGAAAAAAAAAACUUGCUGUAUUUUCUUUUGUAUUUUUGCAUAUAAAUAAAAAGCGUAUGUCACUUUAA